Molecule: messenger RNA, 822 nt
Organism: Mytilinidion resinicola
Lineage: Eukaryota; Fungi; Ascomycota; Dothideomycetes; Mytilinidiales; Mytilinidiaceae
Exons: 3
Coding region: 1-822 (273 amino acids)
Biological process (GO): metal ion transport; transmembrane transport
Cellular component (GO): membrane
Molecular function (GO): metal ion transmembrane transporter activity
Source: RefSeq, a predicted model, not a curated record
AUGUUCGACAGUUCGCUUGAUAGAUCAAAGCAGUAUUUCAUAGUCCUACAGCUCCUACGCAUCAUGGGAGAAUGGAUUAGUGGAGCGCUUAAGGACCUCGAGCAACAGAAAGGAGGAUGGCUGCAGGAUCAAGAAUAUAGGAAAUAUGCCAUGAUAGCUUUUCAUGAAAGAGAACUUAGAGCAGAUCCUUCUAGAGGCGUCCCCGAACUCGAUGAAAUCGACCUCGAAGAAAAAGUAAUCAGUGCCAAUUGGGAGGCGCUGAUUACCUAUCAACGAAGACACGAAAAGCUUCUUCUUGAUAGAAUUGACAAGAAGACGGAGGAGAUAAAAAGUCUUAGAGAUGGGGUAAGUCAUCGCCGUCUGUUCAACGCCACGUCUGUGCUCGAGACCAGGAAAGGCACAGCCAUCAACCAAUAUCUUUUCGUCUUCACCGUGAUAACAAUUUUCUACCUGCCCCUUAGCUUCGUUGCUAGUAUUUUCGGAAUGCAUCUCUUUGACAGUGAAGAUAACCACAGAACCCAAGCCUCAUUCUACAUAUCCACUGUUCUAAUCUCCAUCCUUACCUACAUCUUGUCUGGCUUCGGGGCUUGGUGGGUGGGCGACUCGGUGCGGCGACAGAAAUUGAAACGUGGCUGGAAAUCCUGGACCAGUAAAUCUGCCAAAGACAACGAAUUCCCAGAGGUCGACUUGUUGGUAGCAGAGAAGAACAGAGGGCCCGUAACGCCUAAAGAGAAGAAGAAGACUUCGCGAUGGAGCGGCCUACGCUCUCGAAAGGGCAAGUAUGGAAAAGACGAGGAGGCCCAACCACCCGCCCCAGAGUAA